Paramecium tetraurelia is the source of this 825-nucleotide messenger RNA. RefSeq lists its product as uncharacterized. The record is from RefSeq and is a predicted model, not a curated record. Lineage: Eukaryota; Ciliophora; Oligohymenophorea; Peniculida; Parameciidae. The transcript has 3 exons.
CGUUUAAUUAAUUAAUGUUAAUUCCAAUUAUUUUCCUCUUAGCUCUGGCAAAAUGUCAAGAUGAUACUAUUCAUCAAGAUGGUAUCGAAACAAUUCAGGAGAUCUCUCCUGAAGAACAACUCAGAUUGUUGUAGGAAUAGAAAUUAAAGAAGGAAAGAGAUACAAUUUAUUAUACGUGUAUCAUUUUAGCCAGAAUGCACUUGGGAAAUUAUGGAAGUGAACUUGUUGAAAUUGUAGAUAAUUAAGCUUCUAAGGUGGAACAAUAAAAUGUUUGGAUCAAAUUAUAUACCACUCAUGCAAUUUCAUGUUCCAAGUAGCUCACUUAUGAUGAAAGUGUUUAAGUGUUAUUAUAAGUGAGAGCGGAGGAGUUUGAUCAUUCAAGAUUGCCUGCUUUGUUUUAGGAGAUUGAUUUCAAUCAAUUCAGAAACGGUUCUUGGGAAAGAGAAAUCAGUGAUUAGGAGAAUGCAGUGUGGAAAUACAUUGAAGACUUUGAAUCUGCAUUGGCUGAAGAUUCGAAUAAGAAAAAACAAUUGGAGAGAGAGAGAGACGACGAUUAUGAUGACUUGGAUCUAGAGUACUUGAAGAUUGCUGCUCAGUAGACAAAAGGAAAACAUAGAAUAUUACAAGAUUAUCAACCAAAAUUACAAAAAGCCAACUUCUCAGAUAUUCUAUUCUUAAUACUUGUUUUUCUUUGCAUAGGAGCAGGUAUAAUGUGGAUCAUAAGGAAAUUAAGUUCAGCAGAUGAGUAAUCGAAAAAGAAGAAAACUAAACAGAAUUGAUUUGUUUUUGUAUAAUCUUUUAAAGUAUUAUAUUUAAAUGUGAUUU